Aspergillus fischeri NRRL 181 is the source of this 411-nucleotide messenger RNA. RefSeq lists its product as uncharacterized. The record is from RefSeq and is a predicted model, not a curated record. The transcript has a single exon. The coding region runs from base 1 to 411 and encodes 136 amino acids. NCBI's taxonomy places the organism in Eukaryota, Fungi, Ascomycota, Eurotiomycetes, Eurotiales, Aspergillaceae.
AUGAAUCUCAAGACUGUUACCAUCCUCCUCGGCCUAUGCGAGAUACUCCUCGCCGUCCCCAUUCAAGGCUCCCAGAAAGAUAAACGCCAGGGUCUCGAAGGCUUUAAUUUCGGUGAUCUGGCGAGCACAGGUGCCUCUGGCACCAGCGCAGGCUCAAACACCAACCCGUUUGGGUCGUUGUUCUCUGGCGUUCCGUCCACGAGCGGCUCAGGCUCCUCAGCCGGCACCGGGAAUAUGAUUCUCCCAGCUGGAACUUUGACCUCUGGAUCUCAAACCGGUAACGACGAAACGAACCAAGGACAGUCUGGUUCUGGCGACCUUUCCCAGGGCGGAGAGGGUGGUCAGGACGUCGAGGAGGCGGGUCAAGACGGCAAUGAGGGUGACGGCCCAGAAGACGAGACCGUUGCUUGA